AUGAUCGAGCAUGAUGCCAAUAUCCCGGACAAAGGUCCCCUAUUCAUCAGGGUUACCGGGGCUUUGACCGCGAUUGCAUUCAUCUUGGUCGCCCAUAGGGUGCUAUGGAAGGUGUACAGACAAACUGCCAUCUCUGCAGAUGAUGUGAUCAUCCAGGUUUCGAUGAUCAUACAGAUUGUGAAUACCGUUAUGGGCGACUUGGCGUGCCACUAUGCAUUUGGUCGUCAUCGCGCUGACAUUGUACGGUCAGGGGGCAAUUUGGUACUUGCGCUGAAGUCUUUCUGGCUCUUCCAAAUCCUCUACAAGACCGUCCUCUGUCUCAACAAGCUCAGCUUCCUGGCUUUUUACCUGCGAAUCUUUCCCACGCGACCCUUCCGUAUUAUCUGCUGGGUGACCAUCGGUCUCGUCAUUUCCAGCACCUUCGGAUUUGUGCUCGCGACGAUCUUCCAGUGCAUCCCGGUCCAUGCUAGCUGGCACAAGAACAUCCCCAAGAAGUGUGUGGACAACGCGAGCUUCCGAUGGUCGUGGGCGGGCUACAACACGGCGAUGGACAUUUGGGUCUGCAUGCUACCACUGCCGGUUCUCGCGCAGCUGCAUCUCGACCGCAUCCGCAAGGUCGGUGUGAUGCUCGUGUUCUGCAUGGGCUUGUUCGUGUGCAUCACCAGUAUCAUUCGGAUGUGGGCAAUGGAGGCGAGCACCACGACGCAGGACCCGACCUGGGGCUCGUUUGAUGCCCUGCUGUGGAGUGCCAUCGAGGCGAGUACGGGGAUUAUUUGCGCUUGCUUACCGUUCCUGAAGCACUCUGCCCAGAAGCUGGUUCCCAGUUGGUUUGUCUCGCUGUCGAAUGGAUCACGCAAGUCGCGCAGUCGAGCCACCAGGACCAGGACGGGGCGGAGCUAUCGUAUGAGUCGGUUGGAGUCCCAGGAAGGCACGCAGCUCGGCCAAGAAUGGCGGGUGGAGAGACACGAUCCUGAUGCGGAUGCUGAGAGCGUGGGGAGCCAGGGGGCUAUUGCCAAAGGCCAGAUCAUUCUCACUACCGCAAUUGACAUGCACAGUGAACCGGCACCGAAAUAACGACCGGUACUAUAGAGACUCGCCAGAACAUAGUCCAGAUGCUUGUAGGAAUUCUUGAUCCGAGAUCCUUUGCCUGUUUCCUUUUCUUUUUAGCGUUUUCUGACUUCUUACCACCUUCCAUUUGUAACGAGACACUCGUGCUGUUAUUGCCACGGGGGUACUUUAGUAGCCCAAGUUAAGGCCUAGGUGGCAUAUUCACCGAACAGCAAAUUGUGGUGGACAUUGAGUGUCUCAGAAGGCAUUCGAUAGCGCAAUGGGGAGGGUGGAUCGGGGUGGGGAGCGGCC
This is a messenger RNA of Aspergillus brunneoviolaceus CBS 621.78, 1359 nucleotides long. RefSeq lists its product as uncharacterized. The transcript has 4 exons. NCBI's taxonomy places the organism in Eukaryota, Fungi, Ascomycota, Eurotiomycetes, Eurotiales, Aspergillaceae. The coding region runs from base 1 to 1074 and encodes 357 amino acids. The record is from RefSeq and is a predicted model, not a curated record.